AUGUCAUUAGAGGUUCUGUGUAUGCUCUGUAUGAGCAGGCAUGUUUUUGAGAAGGGGUUAGUCGAGUCACGUUACCUUUACGCGACUCCGCAGCUGUGCGUGGAGUUUGUCAUCAUUCUGAGGUCAAGUGGUCUCGUUGAACAGCUUGUCACUGCUCCUGUCAGCAGCUAUGAUGAUAUCGACAGGAAGAUCAACGAAGGAACCAGGAACAGAACAGUGGCUGCAACCAACAUGAACGCCACCAGCAGUCGUGCCCACACCAUUGUGGCCAUCAACUUUAGCCAGAAGGCCCCAAACGAGGCUGGACAGAGCAUGACCAAAUCCUCAGUCAUCAACCUGGUAGACUUGGCAGGAAGUGAGAGAGCUGAAAGCACAGGUGCAACAGGAGACAGGCUGAAGGAAGGUUCUGCUAUCAACCAAUCACUGUCCACGCUUGGAAAUGUAAUUAAAGCUUUGGCCGACGCAUCCAGUGGAAAAGGAAAAGUAAUGGUUCCUUUCAGAGAUUCUGUACUGACCAAGCUGCUAAAGAAUGCCCUGGGUGGCAAUAGUAAGACUAUUAUGAUUGCAGCCCUAAGUCCUGCUGAUAUCAACUUUGAUGAGACCCUGUCCACACUGAGAUUUGCUGACCGAGCAAAGGCCAUCAAGACCAAAGCGAUAGUGAACGAGAGUCCGACAGACAAGCUGAUCCGAGAACUGAAGGAGGAGAACCAGAAACUGAUGGACAUGCUGAAGGCAGCGCAGGGGGGCGGGGUCAUGCCGCAGCCAAUAGCAGCCGAGGAGGGGGAGGACAACAAGGGCAAGUUCACAGAGGAAGAGGUGGAGGAGAUGAAGAGGUCCAUGGAGGAGCAGCUGAGGAGGAACCAGGAGGAGAUGGAGACCAUGAAGAUGACCUGGGAACAACGACUGCAGGAGGAGGCUGCACAGAACCAGGAGAAACUGCAGGCAGAGAGGAGAAAGCAGGAGGAGAUGAAGGUCAUCCCCCACUUCUGGAACCUCAACGAGGACCCCUCUCUGACGGGGAUGGUAGUGCACUUUGUCAGGGAAGGAAACACAAGAGUUGGAAACAAGAAGGCAGACCCUCCCGCUGAUGUUGUUCUGAUUGGACUCAGUAUCCAGGCCGAGCAUGCCUUAGUGAGGAAUGACAACAAUGUGGUGUACCUGAAGCCGGCAGCAGCUGAUGCUAAAGUGUUGGUGAACGGAAAACCUCUCACAACAGAGGAUGGGGAGGAAGAGCUUCAUCAUAAUGACAGGGUGAUGUUUGGGUCGAACCACCUGUACGUGUUCCACCACCCCCAGGACCUGGCCAAGCAGGAGAAGUCAGGCAAGAAGGUGGAGAAGGUCACCUACGAGUCCGCACAGGAGGAGAUCGCUCAGAACACCGGCUUUGAUAUGGACAAGGAGGGAAAGUCCAAAAAUGAAAUGCUGCUACAGGAAGACCUGAUCGCCAUGAUGCCCAUGGUGAACGAAGCCAACGCCAUGUCUGAGGAGCUAGACAAGAAGUGUCGGUUUGAGAUCGCUCUGGUGUCGCCCCAGGCACGGGGACUCAAGGAGGGAAGGACAGAGGUCAGUGUUAAGAUGAAGAACCUGGAAAACGGGAAUGACUUCAUGUGGGACCGCAACAAGUUCAUCAACCGCAAGUACCUGAUGCAGGAGAUGUACCAGAACUAUGUGGAGGGGGACGCCAACUGGGAUGUGGAGAAGGACAAGGACCCAUUCUGGGAGCCACCUGACACAGAGGUCCUGGUGGGGAGUGUACAUGUCUACCUGCAGAGCCUGGCUUACCUGGUUGAACUUGAGGAGAACUUGGCCAUCACAGACUACCGUGGGGCGGAGAACGGUCACCUGACCGUGGAGAUCGAACCGUGCGCCCAGGACGGCUCGCCUCUCGAGGACGACUUUGUGGAAGACCCACAAGAACUGAUCGGGUCUCCAAUGCACUUCCAGCUCAAAGUACCACAUGCCAGGGGGCUUCCUAACAAAUAUGUACAGAGCUGUGUGAAGUACAAGUUUUACCUGGAUGAGAAGAGCACCAACACCAACUGGAUCGCAGGUGUCAAUCCAAACUUCCAACACAACAAGCAGUUCUCCUAUAGUCCUGUCACAAAACAGUUUGUGGAGUACUUGAACACCCAGCCCCUGAUCCUGGAGGUGUGGGGGAAACAGACGUCAGCGGCUGACAAACAGCGGGCAAACAUGUCCACCAAACAGAUGGUCGCCAUGGAGAAGGGUGGGCUGAACCUCAACGAGCAAAACCGCAUGGCGCAGAAACGGGUCACCACUCAGGAUGAUGAGGAGAAACAGAAGCUGACCCAGGAAGUCAGCCUCAUGAAGAAGAUGAAUGAGAAAAUGGACAAGAAACUGGUGAGACUGUCAUUUGUCUGUUUUUUUCUUAAAUGUCAUAAUUCAGGUCAUGUCACCAGGUAACUGAAUCAAUAUUACCUUACCUUAGACCUUAGACCCUCCCGCAACACUGUUGCAUUGGUCGACUCGUCGAGCAUACUUUCUCCAAAGGUUGCGGUCUUGAGCAGCUACUGCCAUGCUUUCCAUGCUGUUUAGCCCCAUUU
This is a messenger RNA of Branchiostoma floridae (Florida lancelet), 2564 nucleotides long. Its product is annotated as kinesin-like protein KIF28P. The record is from RefSeq and is a predicted model, not a curated record. The transcript is spliced from 20 exons. Gene Ontology annotation, molecular function: microtubule motor activity; ATP binding; microtubule binding. Gene Ontology annotation, cellular component: kinesin complex; microtubule. The coding region runs from base 1 to 2424 and encodes 807 amino acids. Gene Ontology annotation, biological process: cytoskeleton-dependent intracellular transport; microtubule-based movement. NCBI's taxonomy places the organism in Eukaryota, Metazoa, Chordata, Leptocardii, Amphioxiformes, Branchiostomatidae.